This is a messenger RNA of Maudiozyma saulgeensis, 1200 nucleotides long. NCBI's taxonomy places the organism in Eukaryota, Fungi, Ascomycota, Saccharomycetes, Saccharomycetales, Saccharomycetaceae. The record is from the annotation of a GenBank genome assembly.
AUGAGUUUCUAUCAACCAUCUUUAUCGUUAUAUGACGUUUUAAACGCACUAGCUAGCCAGAAUGGUGCUAGAAACGAGCAACCACAACAACCACAGGGACCUCCUCGUGGUGCUCAACUUCCAUUUGGAGCUCGUGGUCCACCUCAUGGUCAUCGCCAUCCACAUCCAUUUGGUGGACAUGGUCACGGUCCAUUUGGUUCUCAUCCUCACGAACAUCAUCCUCGUCAUCGUCAUGGACCUCCUUCGUUUGGUUUCCCAGGUACUGAUCCAUUCCAACCAUCAUUCGGUCUUCCAAACUACGGAUUCUCUAGAAUGCCUCAGCAAGGCUAUUAUUAUAGUCCUCAAUAUGAAUAUCCUGAUGAAGAUAUGGAAGAAAAUGAUGAAGAAAACAAUAAGAAAGAUCAACUAGAAGAUAAUGAGAACAAUGAAGAAUAUCCUUCUUAUUACCAUGAUGAAUCUGGGAAACGUAAUAGAGAUUAUGAACAAGAACAACCAUCAUUAACUGAUAUUUUGAAUGCAUUGAUGGGUGGGGCAGGUCCAAUCGAGACAGCUAAAGGUUAUGCUGACGUAGACGAAGAUGAAGAAAAGGAAGAAGGUAAUGAUAUUGACGAGGCCGCUGCUCCUGAAGAGACAAAGGAGUCUAUCGUUCAACCAGAACCUGAAAGAACAACUCCACCACCAGCUACUAAGACUGGUAACUUAGAAAAACCAAAUAGAUCAUUUGCUCAUUUAUCUGCACCAACCCCGAUACCUGAUCCAUUACAAAUUUCAAAACCAGAAACAAGAUUGGAUUUACCUUUCUCUCCGGAAGUUAAUGUUUACAACUUAGAUGAUGCUUAUGUUGUGGUCCUAGCUUUACCAGGUGCUAACUCCAAAUCAUUUAAGAUCGACUAUCAUCCAUCAUCUCAUGAAUUAUUAGUCAAAGGUAAAGUCAUUGACAGAUUGGGUAUAGAAGAACAAUUUCUAAAGAUCACUGAAAUCAAAUAUGGUGCGUUUGAAAGAACAGUUAAGUUUCCAGUGUUGCCACGUAUUCAAGAUGAAGAAAUCAAGGCUACUUAUUCUAAUGGUCUUUUACAAAUUAAAGUUCCAAAAUUAGCCUCAACAGAAAAACCAAAACCAAAGAAGAGAAUUACUAUUGAAGAUAUCCCAGAUGCUGAACUUGAAUUUGAACAAAAUCCAAAUCCAGUCACUGAAAUCUAA